CGCGGGUCCAGGUCCACGCAGACUAUCGGAUCUUCUCAGGUGAACGUGCGCAGCCCUCACGCGCUGUUAUCAACGCCAACGAGCUGCGACGGUUGGCUUUUUACCACCGCUGAGACAUCCAGCCUUUACACAAUUACAGGAGUUAUUUUUGGCUGUUUUUUGCGGAAUAUAAACACAGAGAACACUUGCUAUUAAAGGGUGCGAGGAAGACUUCUGAAAAAUGCCUACUUGUCGGUGAAGGUUGCAGAGCGGUGGCUAGGUCACAGCUGUCUGUCAAGGCUAACAUGGAGCGAGAGGGCUCGUUAAGGAGGAGUCUCCAUAGCAAGCUGAGGUUGGGCAGCGGCUCGUCCUCCAGUCUGACCGACCUCUCACAGGGGAGAACCUCAGGAGGAGACAAAGGAGGAACAACUGGAGGACUGCCAGAGGAGUGCAACAGGGACAAAGGGACCCAGCAGAGGAGGGCCGGGGCCAACGCCACCUGGAACAGCAUCCACAACGCAGUGAUAUCAGUUUUCCAGAGGAAGGAUCUGGGGGAAAAUGAACUCUACACUCUGAAUGAAGGUGUCAGACAGCUGCUGAAGACGGAGCUGGGCUCCUUCUUUACUGAGUACCUUCAAAACCAGCUGCUCACUAAAGGCAUGGUGAUACUGAGAGACAAGAUCCGCUUUUAUGAAGGUCAGAAGUUGCUGGACUCCCUGGCCGACACAUGGGACUUCUUCUUCUGUGAUGUUCUGUCCAUGCUGCAGGCCAUCUUCUACCCUGUACAGGGAAAGGAGCCAUCAGUGCGUCAGUUGGCUCUCCUCCACUUCAGGAACAUCAUCACCCUCAACCUGAAACUGGACGAGGCUCUGUCUCGACCACGAGCCAGAGUUCCUCCUUCUAUCAUACAGAUGCUGCUAAUACUGCAGGGAGUCCAUGAAUCUAAAGGCGUAACAGACGACUACCUUCGUCUGGAGUCUCUCAUCCAGAAGGUGGUCUCUCCCUACCUCGGGACUCAUGGGUUAUAUUCCAGAGAUGGAUCUUCCAAUUUGCACUGCUCCUCCUGCCUACUAGAAAAGCGUCUGCAGCGCUCCUGGCCCUCCAAACCAGGCAGCUCUCCCAUCGCCAAGAACCCAGUGGUCCGCUCUAAGAGCUACAACGUUCCCAUGCUGACCCCCGUGGUGGAGUAUGACACAGACUCCUCCACAGGAGGUGGCACAGGUAUCAGACGACACUCCGUCUCUGAGAUGACUUCCUGUGUGGAAGAGAGCAGCUCUUUGGCUGAAUCCACAACCACUGCCACAAAAAACACCAGCAGGUCCAGCACACCCAGCCUCGCCAACAGCUCUCCAGUUUCCACAGACUCUACUGCACUUUCAGACACUGUGACCGGCAGCCAGGACCAGCAACCUGGAGAUGCCGACAGUCCGGCAGGACCUCACCGUCUCCAGCCGCAGCAUCCCUCCCCCUGCAUCCUCCCCGAGCCGUCCUCAGGUGAGGACACGCACUGCACAGGCUCACUGGUGUCAGACUCCCCCGCAUCCUCCAGAGUGCUGGCUGCAGACACCAGCUCUGGUCCCAGUCCUUCGUCCAGUCUGGAGAUCAUGAUGGAUCACAUCCCGGAGUCUUUGGACUCUGAACCGGAACACGACGGCAUCUUUCUGGACUUCUCACGACUCAAACCCACAUCUAAGGAAAUAAACACUGACGCAGGCACGUGUGCAAACAAUGCUGAGCCAUGACGACAUUCCUCACACUGCAUGACACUUCCUGCUGUUUUAUGGACACUUUAGCUCAUCAGGGAUCCUUUGAAGCUAAAUUAUUUUUUUAGAAGAUGUGGUCACCCAUCCCUGGAAACAGAUUUAACCUCAUGCUGAAUGGUAAAAAUAUAAAAUUGGCCUUCUUAGAAAACAUCAGCACUGGCCUCUCUUGGAAGCUGUGAUCACAUAAGUGACUCCUCUAUCAGAGGUGAUUUUUACCAAUUUUUUUCUUAUAGAUGAAGACUUGGAAAAAACAUGGAUAACUCAUCCCAGGGGCAGUUGCACAUGCUGAUAUAUGUUUUGUAAUCGUCAAAUACCUCUUUAAGAGUAGGGUUUUUCAAAAACUUUGGCUGUCAAAUUCAAACUUUUUUUAACACUUCAAAUGUAAAAGAAACUCUUCGGUUUGACCAGCGAUGCUUCUAUAUUGUCGGCUAUUUUAUUAAUUGAUCAUUAAAACAUUCAUUUUAAUUUUGCACUCAAUGUUUGCACUAAACCUAAGUCUAAACCAUUAUCUCUAGUAUACUGAGAGAAAUGUAUUUAUAGUUCAAGGGAAGAAGGUGGUAGAGAUGGUGUAUCUUAAAAAUGUAAAAAUGCUUUCAUGCCUCAUCUGUAUAAGAUCAGUGAUACAUUUCAGGUGGCAUUGUUUCCUGAUGAUCAAAGCAGAGCCAUUUUUGCAGGUACCAUCAAAAUAA
Molecule: messenger RNA, 2431 nt
Organism: Centropristis striata (black sea bass)
Lineage: Eukaryota; Metazoa; Chordata; Actinopteri; Perciformes; Serranidae
Product: proline-rich protein 5-like
Exons: 10
Coding region: 285-1721 (478 amino acids)
Biological process (GO): TORC2 signaling
Cellular component (GO): TORC2 complex
Source: RefSeq, a predicted model, not a curated record